GCACGGAGCCGCUUUAUCUGCUUUGCUUCCCCUAUUUCUACCUACUUUCUGCUCUCUCCGGGAAAUGUGCCAGUGAUCGGUGGCCAUUUAAACGCUGCACGCUUUUAACCAUUAAGCAAUUGCCCCCCGCGUUUCAAGAUGCCCCGGGGGCCCCUGACCGGGCUGCUCCUGACCCUGUGUGUGAGCGCAGCGGUACAAGCCGCCCCAUCCGAGAGGACCAAGAGCCGCAGACAGGCACAGCAAGCAGUGCAACCUGUGAUCGCUGCAGAUCCCUCUCAGAGAGGCUGCUUUGACAAUGGAAAAACCUAUAAUAUUGGGCAGCAAUGGGAAAGGAUUUAUUUGGGCAAUACACUGGUCUGUACCUGCUAUGGUGGAAUCAGAGGCUUCAACUGUGAAAGUAAACCUGAGGCUGAAGAAACAUGUUUUGACAAGUACACGGGCGCCACUUAUCGGGUUGGGGAAACUUACGAGCGACCUAAAGAUGGCAUGAUCUGGGACUGUACCUGCGUUGGAGCUGGAAGAGGACGCAUCAGCUGCACCAUCGCAAAUCGCUGCCAUGAGGGUGGACAAUCCUAUAAGAUUGGUGACACUUGGCGUAGGCCCCAUGAAACUGGCGGUUAUAUGUUGGAGUGUGUAUGCCUUGGUAAUAGCAAAGGAGAAUGGACCUGCAAGCCUGUGGCGGAGAGAUGUUAUGAUAACACAGCUGGUACAUCCUAUGUGGUUGGACAAACCUGGGAAAAGCCUUACCAGGGAUGGAUGAUGGUGGAUUGUACAUGUCUGGGAGAAGGCAGUGGACGCAUCACAUGUACAUCUAGAAACCGCUGUAAUGACCAGGACACGAGGACCUCUUACCGGAUUGGAGAUACCUGGAGCAAGACUGAUGCCAGAGGGAACUUGCUGCAGUGUAUCUGUACAGGGAAUGGGCGUGGCGAGUGGAAGUGUGAGAGGCAUUCUUCUGCAAGUGAAGUUGGCCUUGGAACUGGUGCACAAAUAAAUAUCUACCCGGCUGCAAGAGAUAUUGAGCACUGUGUGGCUGACAGUUCAGUCCUCUAUACCGUUGGCAUGAAAUGGCUGAAAAGUCAGGGAAGUCAGCAAAUGCUCUGCACCUGUCUGGGCAAUGGAGUCAGCUGUGAGGAAAGUGUUGCAGUCGGGACUUAUGGGGGCAAUUCCAACAGUGACCCAUGCGUCUUCCCUUUCAUCCAUGAUGGCAAAACCUACUACUUUUGUACAACAGAGGGUCGCCAAGAUGGAAAACUCUGGUGCUCAACCACCACCAACUAUGAUGAGGAAAAGAAGUAUUCUUUCUGUACUGAGCAGCAUGCACUGGUUCAGACACGGGGUGGUAAUUCCAAUGGAGCUCUCUGCCACUUCCCAUUCUUGUAUAACAACCGUAAUUACACAGACUGCACAUCAGAGGGCCGCCGUGACAAUAUGAAGUGGUGCGGCACUACCUUGAACUAUGAUGUGGACCAGAAAUUUGGCUUCUGUCCCAUGGCAGCUCAGGAAGAAAUUUGCACAACAAAUGAGGGUGUCAUGUACCGUGUUGGUGAUCAGUGGGACAAAACGCAUGAUCAAGGUCACAUGAUGAGGUGUACUUGUGUUGGCAAUGGCCGUGGUGAAUGGAACUGCAUUGCCUAUUCCCAGCUCAAGGAUCAGUGCAUCGUGGAUGGCGUUACUUAUGAUAUAAAUCACUCUUUCAACAAAUAUCAUGAGGAGGGGCACUUGAUGAACUGCACAUGCUUUGGCCAGGGACGUGGCAGAUGGAAGUGUGAUGCUGUGGAUCAGUGCCAGGAAACUGAAUCACAAAAAUUCUUCCAAAUUGGUGACUCCUGGGAGAAGGUUGCAAAUGGUGUUAGUUACCAGUGUUACUGCUAUGGAAAAGGGAUUGGCGAAUGGCACUGCCAACCUCGUUCCUACCCAGCUGGAUCUGGACCCGUCCAGGUAAUCAUCACUGAAAAUGCUAACCACCCUAAUUCGCACCCCAUUCAAUGGACCGCACCUCAGCAGUCGCACAUCAAGCAAUACGUCCUCCUCUGGAAACCUAAAAACAAGCAAGUUGUUUGGAAAAAAGCCACCAUUCCAGGACAUCUGAAUUCAUAUACAAUUUCUGGUCUGAAGCCUGGAGUAAUAUAUGAGGGACAGCUUGUAAGUGUCUUACAGUAUGGACAGAAGGAAGUCACCCGAUUUGAGUUCACAACCACCUCCACCACCUUGGGAAGUCCAACUCAGUCUGGGGAAUCUAGACCUCUUCCAGCAAUAGUGGUCACUUCAGAGUCUGUAACAGAGAUCACUUCACACAGUUUUGUGGUGUCUUGGGUCUCUGCUUCUGAUACGGUCUCUGGAUUCCGUGUGGAAUAUGAGCUCAGCGAGGAGGGAGAGGAAAAGCGUUACUUGGAUUUCCCCAACACUGCUUCUUCUGUCAGUAUCCCAGACCUUCUGCCGGGCCGUAAAUAUAUUGUUAAUGUGUAUGAGAUCAGUGAGGAGGGAGGAAAGAGCUUAAUCUUGUCCACUUCUCAGACAACUGCACCCGACAGCCCUCCAGAAUACAAUAUUGAACACGUUGAUGAUACAUCAAUUAUGAUCAGCUGGACCAAACCUCAAGCUCCUAUUACCGGCUACAGAGUUGUCUAUACUCCAACUAUGGAAGGAGCCAGUACAGAACUUAUCCUCCCAGACACUGCUACUUCAGUGACCCUCACUGACCUUUACCCAGGUGUUGAAUACAACAUAACAAUCUAUGCAGUAGAAGACAGUCAGGAAAGUACUCCAAUUACCAUCCAGAAGGAAACCACUGGAACCCCACAACAAGUGACUGUUCCAUCACCCACCGAUCUGCAACUGCUUGAUGCAACUGACAUGAAGAUAACCAUUUCAUGGAACGCUCCAGCAAGUGAAGUGUCUGGAUACCGUGUUGUAGUGACGCCGGUUAGGCCAACAGGCCUUGACACUCAAAACCUGCCAGUGAGCCGAAGCACCUUUGCAGAGGUUGUUAACUUGCGCCCUGGUACCACCUACAGAUUUGAAGUCUAUGCAGUCAGCCGCGGACAAGAGAGCCAGCCUCUUGUAGGAGAUUUCUCAACCAAGUUGGAUUCUCCCACUGAUUUAAAGUUUGAAGACUUGACGGAGUCUUCAGUCCUUAUUGUAUGGACACCUUCGCGAGCCAAGAUCGAUCGCUAUGUUCUUUCACUGUCUCAGACCCGUGGUGGUCAACCUCACCAGUUCGAUGUACCUACCACUACAACAAGCUAUAAACUGAAGAGUCUGCAGCCUGGAACAGAGUAUACAGUUUCUCUGGUUGCACUGAAAGGAAGUCAGCAGAGUCAGCCUUCUACAGAAAUCUUUUCAACAUUGGAGCCUGUUGGAUCUAUUCCUCCAUAUAACACAGAAGUUACUGAGACCACCAUAAUUAUUACAUGGACCCCUGUGCCAAGAAUCGGAUUUAAGUUGGAUGUACGUCCCAGCCAAGGUGGUGAAGCACCCAGAGAUGUUGUCUCAGAGUCUGGCAGUAUUGUGAUCUCUGGCCUUACACCAGGUGUUGAGUAUACCUACAGCAUCUCUGUUCUCAAGGAUGGUGAAGAGAGCGAAUCCCCCAUCACCAAGACAGUUGUAACUCCAAUUUCACCACCAACCAACCUUCGUUUCCUGCCAAGAUCAGAUUCUAUCACUCUGACCAUCUACUGGGAUAGAAGUACCUCUCCAGGAAUUACUGGGUACAGGAUAACCUCCUCUCCCACGGAAAGGCAGCUUGGAUAUCCAACAGAAGAUGAUGUUGAUGCAAGCCAAUCCUCCUUUGUUUUUGAGAACCUUAGUCCUGGUGUGGAAUAUAAUAUCAGUGUCUAUGCAGUUAAAGGAGAUGAGGAAAGUGUCCCUCUCUCCAAAAUAAUCACUCAAGAGAUCCCCCAGCUCACUGACCUAAAGUUUGUCGAUGUAACCGAUACAAGUAUUGACCUGAGAUGGACACCCCUUAACUCCUCCACCAUUAUCGGCUACCGAAUCACGGUGGUUGCUGCAGGAGAGUCUGUCCCAGUCUACGAGGAGUUUGUGCAUCCUUCACAGGGGUAUUACAAGGUCUCAGGACUGGAGCCCGGCAUUGAUUAUGAGAUCAGCGUGAUAACACUCAUUAACGGCGGAGAGAGCACCCCGACCACAAUCAUACAACAAACGGCUGUUCCACCCCCAACAGACUUGCGCUUCACUAAUACUGGUCCUGACACAAUGCGUGUCACUUGGUCUCCACCAACUUCCAUUGAGCUGUCCAACUUCCUUGUACGCUUUUUCCCUGUCAAGAGACCGGAGGAUGUUACUGAAUUAUCCAUCUCUCAAACUGAUAACAUGGUUGUGCUAACAAAUCUUCUUCCAUUCACUGACUAUCAGGUCAAUGUUCAUUCAGUUUAUGAAGAAAGGGAGAGUGCUGGACUGCCAGGCAAACAAAGAACAACACUUGAUUCACCAAGUGGUAUUGACUUUUCUGAAAUCACCACAAACUCCUUUACUGUGCACUGGAAUGCCCCCCGUGCUACCAUCACUGGGUAUAAAGUUCGCUACCAGCUGGAAAAUAGUAAUAUGCGUCCCAAAGAAGAGAAAAUUCCUCCAUCACGAAACUCUGUCACUCUUACCAACCUUAUCCCAGGCUCUGAAUAUGUUGUCAGUAUUAUUGCGGUCAGUAGUGGCCAGGAGAGCUUGCCACUUGUAGGCCAACAAGCUACAGUGUCUGAUGUUCCAACUGAUCUACAAGCAACAUCUACUUCUCCCAAUACAAUUACAAUUGCUUGGGAUGCACCUGCAGUCAAUGUACGAUACUAUAGGAUUACUUCCUCAGAGACUGGAGGCCAAGGUCCAGCUCAGGAAUUCACAGUGCCUGGCACUUUCAACACUGCAACUAUCAGAGAUUUGAAACCAGGCGUAAGCUACACUAUUACAGUGUAUGCUGUCACUGGCCGAGGGGACAGUCCUGCCACAAGCAAGCCAAUUACCUUUGUUCAUUCAACAGCUGUUGAUCAACCAACAGAGAUGCAAGUGACUGAUGUCCAAGAUCAAAGCAUUCAUGUUAGAUGGACACCAUCUGCUAGCCCAGUUACUGGUUAUAGGGUUACUAGUGUACCCAAAGGUGGUCAUGGAGAAACCAUUUCCAAAGUUUUACCAUCAGAUAAAACGGAAAUGACAAUUGUGGGGCUUCAACCAACUGUUGAGUAUGUGGUGAGCGUGUAUGCCCUGGGUGUUAGCGGAGAGAGUGAGCCUCUAGUUGAAACAGCUGUCACAAACAUUGAUCAACCCAAGGGACUGGCAUUUCCAGAAGUGAAUCUUGAUUCAAUUAGACUAUCCUGGGAAAUCCCAGAAGGACAGGUUACAGGUUACCGAGUGACCUACUCAAGCCCUGAGGAUGGAGUCAGAGAGUUGUUUCCAGCUCCAGAAGGAGAUGACGACACUGCUGAAUUGCACGGUCUCAGGCCGGGCACAGAGUACACUGUAAGCAUCGUGGCAUUGCACGAUGACAAGGAAAGCAAGCCUGUGAUUGGAAUCCAGCAUACAGCCAUUCCUGCCCCAACAAAUCUUCAGUUUUCCCAAGUGAAUCCAACGGGCCUUACUCUCAGCUGGCAUGCACCUAAUCUCCAGCUCAGUGGAUACAGAGUACGUGUGAACCCCAAGGAGAAAACUGGACCAAUGAAAGAGAUGGAUCUGUCGCCUGGUACGACUGCAACCACUAUUACUGGUCUAAUGGUUGCAACCAAGUAUGAAGUUAAUGUGUAUGCUGUGAAGGAUGGUCUGAUGAGUCCACCACUACAAGGCAUCAUCUCAACACUGGAAAAUGUUAGCCCCCCUCGCCGUCCACGUGUCACAGAUGUUACAGAAACAACUGUCACCAUUACCUGGCGCACAAAGACGGAGACCAUCACUGGCUUCCUGAUUGAGGCUCUUCCUGCUGGUGGCCAGACUCCCAUUCAGAGAGUGAUUAAACCAGAUGUGAGAACCUUCACUGUCACAGGUCUUCAGCCCGGAACAGAAUACAAGAUCUCUCUGUACACUUUAAAUGACAAUGCCCGCAGCUCCCCUGUCACACUGGAUGUGUCAACAGCUGUUGACAGUCCUUCCAACUUGCGAUUCCUGACCAGCACACCCAACUCCCUGCUCUUCUCCUGGCAGCCUCCUCGCUCUCGCAUCACAGGUUACAUCAUUAAGUAUGAACGGGUAGGAGGAGUACCUAAGGAACAUCUGCCCCGCCUUCCAGCAGGGACUACUGAGGCUACCUUAACCAACCUAGAGCCUGGUGUGGAAUAUGUAAUUUAUGUCAUUGCUGUGAGGAAUAACCAGAAGAGUGAGCCUUUGACUGGUCGCAAGAAGACAGAUGAGAUUCCCCAACUGGUAACAUUCCCUCACCCCAUCCCUGGCCCUGAAAUCCUUGAUGUUCCCUCGGAAAUAGAGAAAACGCCUUUCAUCACUGAGACAACAUUUGAGAAUGGUAAUGGUAUUAAACUUCCAGGCUCUAUUGGACAGCAAAGCACUGGCCAUGAAGGACAAUUUGUUGAAGAAUACUUUAGAAGCCCCGUUUUGCCCACAACUGCUGCACCUGUGAAGCCUGGGCAAUUUACUCCCGGUCAUGUUGUUACAGUGGAUACCAGUUUUCAUGAGCCCAUCUAUGAUCAUGAGCCCAAAGGAGAUUUCGACGGGCCUUAUACCCAUGGCUUUGGGCCACAAAUCAAUGAUACUGGUAUACAAGAAGUGGCAUCUCAAACUACCAUUUCAUGGAGGCCCCUUUUGGAGACCACCGAAUACAUCAUCUCGUGCCAUCCUGUGGGUCAUGAGGAAGCCCCUCUUGAGUUUAGGGUCCCUGGCACCUCUACCAGUGCUACUCUUAAUGGCCUUACCCGUGGAGCCACAUACAAUAUCAUUGUGGAGGCCUUGAAAGGAAUUAAUAGACACAAGAUCCUAGAGGAACUGGUCACAGUCAGCAAUACUGUCCUUCCUGACGGGGCUCUACAGCCAGUUGAGGACACCUGUUAUGACACCUUCACUGGAGCACAUUAUACAGUUGGACAGGAAUGGGAGCGUAUGUCAGAGUCUGGAUUUAAACUUUGGUGCAAGUGUCUAGGAUAUGGCAGUGGGCACUUUAAAUGUGACUCAUCGAAAUGGUGCCAUGACAGUGGAGUUAACCAUAGAAUUGGUGAGAAGUGGGAUCGCCAGGGAGAGAAUGGGCAGAUGAUGAGCUGCACUUGUCUUGGAAAUGGAAAGGGAGAGUUCAAGUGUGAACCACAUGAGGCUACAUGCUAUGAUGAAGGAAAACUGUACAAUGUUGGGGAGCAAUGGCAGAAGGAGUACCUGGGAGCCAUCUGUUCAUGCACAUGCUAUGGGGGACAACAGGGUUGGCGCUGUGAUAACUGCCGAAGGCCAGGAUCUGCUGUUACUCCAGAUGCCACCGGACACACAGUUUCCCAGUACACUCAGAGAUUUCAGGCAAACUUUGUAAGUAAUGUAAAAUGUCCUAUUGAGUGCUUCCUUCCCUUGGGCCUACAAGCAGAUUCACAUCAUACUGAACAGACCAAGAACUAAUUGUCAAGGGAGCAGAGCAUGUAGGGUUAACUUAAAGUGGGAGGAGGGUGGAGGCCUCCUGACUGGCAGAUGAGCAAUAAUGCUUCAACAUUCAUCUGAAGUACGUCAUGCCAUUCAGUAUUUAAUGAUUGUAAUUUUUUAUUUUGCUUCAAUUGUUCUGGGAAACAAAAGGGAAAAGUUGUGUUUUUGUGUGUUUUUUAACUGGCAAAAUGCAGCCUUUUAGGAGUAAACCUUGUGUGAAUGUGUUCCUGGAUGGGUUUUGCAGUUUAUCUCCAAACUGGUUAAUGAACUGCGGGGGUUUUGGCAUCCCUGGGAUUAAUAUAGAGGCCGAAUGCCGUCGGGACCAAUUGCGCUAUAUUAUAUUACCAAUGCAGCACUGAACGUGCUGCUUCUGGCACAAAUGUCUUUACUGUAUGCACAAUUUUAAUUCUUUUUUUCCGCACAAUCCUUACUAAUACAUGACCUUCCUUCAGUGUUAUUUAUCAAUUUCUGCUGCAUCUUCAGAAGAUUCCUUCUACUUUACAAUGGAAAAGUAAAUUCUGAAAUCUAGCAAAUGAUGGUUGUUGAAUCUGAUGUAAUUAUGGUUGGUGAUUUUUAUUUUUUUUAUACUGUAUGUGCUGUGGAAAG
Nanorana parkeri is the source of this 8172-nucleotide messenger RNA. RefSeq names its product fibronectin 1 (gene FN1). Gene Ontology annotation, cellular component: extracellular region. Gene Ontology annotation, biological process: cell-substrate junction assembly; heart development; nervous system development. The coding region runs from base 139 to 7545 and encodes 2468 amino acids. The transcript is spliced from 46 exons. NCBI's taxonomy places the organism in Eukaryota, Metazoa, Chordata, Amphibia, Anura, Dicroglossidae. Gene Ontology annotation, molecular function: proteoglycan binding; integrin binding. The record is from RefSeq and is a predicted model, not a curated record.